This is a messenger RNA of Durio zibethinus, 2348 nucleotides long. The record is from RefSeq and is a predicted model, not a curated record. NCBI's taxonomy places the organism in Eukaryota, Viridiplantae, Streptophyta, Magnoliopsida, Malvales, Malvaceae.
UAGUCAAAAUAUAAAAAUCCAACUCAAUUUGGUUUAGGUUUUCAUAAUUAAUCAACAAAACCGGAGCGAACGUCAGGACUCGUAAUAACAAAAAACGAAGAAGAGAAAAGAAACCACCGGUGUCGCCGGCGACAAAAUCACCGCGGUCAUAACAUUUUCAUAUUCCAUCUUUGCCAGCGCCGCCUCCGCCACCACACCCUGUGAGAAUGCCAUUUCUCCUUUCGCUCAAUUUUAAUUCUUAGGCUUCAGAUCUUUACCUUCUGAACUUUCUAGAAGGCUUUUGAUGAAUUUGGAGAAACAAUGGCUAGCAAUUCAGGAAGAGGAGCCCCAACAAAUGGUUCCGUCUAUGUUUGUAAUUUACCUGAGGGAACUGAUGAAACAAUGUUAGCCGAAUAUUUUGGGACCAUUGGCUUGCUAAAGAAAGAUAGGCGAACUGGCCGACCUAAGAUAUGGUUAUACAGAGAUAAGGCAACGAAUGAGCCAAAAGGAGAUGCUACGGUUACUUAUGAGGAUCCACAUGCUGCAUUGGCUGCCGUUGAAUGGUUUAAUGACAAGGAUUUCCAUGGGAGCAAAAUUGGUGUUUUUAUAGCCGAGAGUAAGAGUGGUAAUGCUGGUGGAGAUCCUCCAACUGUGGCUGGUGAUGGUGGUGGAUUCGAGGAAGAUGCUGCUAAGGACAUGAAUGGGGGUGGUGGAAGGGGCAGAGGUCGGGGUGAUGCUUCUGGAAAAACAUGGAAACAGGAAGGAGACUGGCUCUGUCCAAAUACAAGUUGUUCCAAUGUCAAUUUUGCCUUCCGUGGUGUGUGCAACUGCUGUGGAACUGCUCGACCUGCAGGUGCAUCUGGUGGUGGUGGAGGGGCUGGUGGUCGUGGGAGAGGUCCUGGUGCCCCUGACUCUGGAAGUCAUGGCCGAGCAGUAGGUGCUACUGGUGGACUUUUUGGACCAAAUGAUUGGCCUUGUCCUAUGUGUGGCAACAUCAACUGGGCUAAGCGUACAAAAUGCAAUAUUUGCAACACCAAUAAACCUGGUCACAAUGAGGGCGGUGUGAGAGGAGGACGUGGUGGUGGUUACAAGGAACUUGAUGAAGAAGAGAUAGAGGAAACAAGGCGACGUCGACGUGAGGCAGAAGAUGACGGUGAGAUGUAUGAUGAGUUUGGCAAUCUCAAGAAAAAAUACCGAGCAAAAACACAACAAGCUGAACCUGGACGAGUGCUGACAGGUUCAGGCCGUGCUGGCUGGGAGGUUGAGGAACUAGGUGUGAUCGACAGGGAUGGAAGAGAAAGAAGCAGAGAUAGGGGAAGGGAACGGGAUGAUAGAGAAAGUAGCAAGAAUAGAGAUCGUGAAGAUAGGGAAAGGCAUCGUAGUCGAAGCAGAGAGAGGGAUAGGGGAAAGGACCGCAGCCGUGGUUAUGAACAUGACCGAGAUAGAAAUUAUGGACGAGAUAGGGGGGAUCGAGACCGAGAUCGAAGCAGGUCUGGUCUGACCCUGGAAUGGAUCAAACAGAGGAGCCUUGGCGAGGGAGGAUAUGGGUUUGUGGAUUUAGCCAAGGUAAUAAUGCCUGUUCCUCGUCUACUUGCUGUUAAAUAUUCUCCUUCCCCUAGCCCUUGACUUCAGAAGGAAUACAGAAUCCUCCGACGAUUUCUUGGUUGAGAAACAUUGUUCAAUGUUACUAUGAAAUUUCGAGCGUUGAAUAUGAGGUGGAAUAUCACAACUUGUUUCUUGAUUAUGCGGCUGGCGGGAGUCUUCUGAAUUUGAUCGACAAUUAUGGUGGUAAAAUACCAGAAUCUGAUGUGAGGUGCUAUAUGAAGAUGAUACUUCAAGGGCUUUGUGAUGUUCAUGGGGGAGGUUACGUGCAUUGCGAUAUCAAACCAGGCAACAUUCUUGUUUGUCCUUGUCAUCAAACAGGUUCUCUUUGUACUAUGAAGAUUGCUGAUUUUGGCUCAGCCGAGGAACCUGGAGAAGGUUCUGCUUUGCUUGUUUUCGGGGUGCCGCGCAUUACAUGUCACCAGAAUCCGUUGAGCAUGGGAAAAUCACUUUUGCUUUAGAAAUAUGGUCUCUGGGUUGCAUUAUUGUUGAGAUGAUGACAGGCGAACUACCAUGGCAAUCUGCUUCCGACCCAGAAGACUUGGCCAGGAAGAUUGUGAUAUUCCACAUGGAUUGUAUUGGAAGCACCAAAUAUACCCCAAGACAUGUCAAAGGCAGGGAAGGAUUUAUUGAUGAGGUGCUUUGCUAGGGAGCCCCAUGAACGCUGGACUGCUUAUAGGCUAAAAUAAUGAUAGGCAAAGAAGUUUUAGUCGAUCGGGCUGCAGAAGUAAAAUCAAACAAUCAAUCGAGUAUAUAAGAUAUAGUAA